This is a messenger RNA of Daphnia magna, 1236 nucleotides long. RefSeq lists its product as uncharacterized. Lineage: Eukaryota; Metazoa; Arthropoda; Branchiopoda; Diplostraca; Daphniidae. The transcript has a single exon. The record is from RefSeq and is a predicted model, not a curated record. Bases 163 to 1236 code for a protein of 357 amino acids.
CAGGCAGAAUUAAGCAAACCAAAAAGAAAGGCACGUAAGGCACACAUUAAGGGACAGCCACCAACUCGGUGGAGUAGUCGUAACAAGCACAAAGCACAGGUGCAUCAGAAAGAAGAGAGUUUGCAGACCCAAAAAUCUGCAGAAAUUAAAGAAACAAAAUUGAUGGAAGAGAAAGAUUCAGCAACGGAAGAGGAGGACGAAAACGAUAGCUCUAUAGAUAGUGAAGAAGAGGUAAAAGAAGAUAACGAGAAUCUCACGGCAGAAGAGAAGGAGGACGGCAAUCCAGUCCAUCAAAUAGGGAAAGAAAAGAGCUUAAAAGAAAGAGAAAUAAAAACAGAAAGAAACAAGCCGAUAGCUCCUAGCUAUCCAAAACAGUUAGAUCAAUCCAUCAAGACAGGGAAGAAGCUACUGGGAGAGAAAAUACCCAGAAUGAAUUAUCAAAGCCACUAUGAUCACAUGUACCGUUGCAUGAAAGCGGGAGGAGCUUCAAAGGAAGAAGCGCACGCAGGCGCCAAAGCCGCAGCAAAACAGAUAGUGAAAUCAAUGAACGAAAUUAAGGAAGAGCAAAAAGAAAAAACAAGCGAGAAAUCUUGCCCAAUAGAUACAAGUCAAAGCUAUUAUUUAAGCCAAAAGCUAUUGUUAAAUCAACAACAACAGACGGUCUCCCUCUUGGCUCAAGUACCAGCCUUUAAUGGAUUAGGUUCGACGAAAUUUGAGGACUGGAUCAAACAUUUUGAUGCAGUAAUUAAUACUUCAGAGUUUGAAGAGGGAAGGAAAAUAAAGUUGCUCUGCUCUAAACUUUUUGGUUCAGCGACCGACUGCGUAACGACUUUUCAGUUACGCUAUCCAAAAGAGGCGCAGGAGUUCUCAAAAAUAAAGCAAUGCUUACAAGACCGGUAUCAUGGAGGAGAUAGUAGAAAAAUUUACUUGACCGAAUACAACAAUUGUAUACGAAACCCUGGAGAAUCAAUUAGGGAUUACGCGUGUCGCAUACAAAAACUUUUUUCAUUUGCUUACCCAACAAGGGAGGGGAAAUUGGUAGACCUUAAAAUGAGAAAACAGCUGAUAAUGGACAAAUUCUUGGGAGGACUUAAAAACAAUCUUCGAGAACGAAUGAGCUUUAAAGAAUUUAAGAAUCUAGAUAGUUUGAUAAAAGCAACGGAGAAUUGUGCGGCCGUCUUAAAUGAAGCUAAAUUAGAAAGACGAAACGUAGAAUUCAUUAAUGCUGUCGAAUGA